Molecule: messenger RNA, 1556 nt
Organism: Pungitius pungitius (ninespine stickleback)
Lineage: Eukaryota; Metazoa; Chordata; Actinopteri; Perciformes; Gasterosteidae
Product: zona pellucida sperm-binding protein 3-like
Exons: 9
Coding region: 16-1221 (401 amino acids)
Source: RefSeq, a predicted model, not a curated record
GGAUUUUCUUGUGACAUGAAGACCUCGUGUUUUUGGCUCAACCUCCUGGUUGGACUUUGCUUCAGGUUGUCUUUUGCUUUUCCUCCUAAACAUCACACACGACAGGCUUUAUUGAAAGGACCUCUGGUCACAGGGAGCAUCCAACAUGCUCCCCAACAAAAGGCUCCAGCCGAGGAACGAGAGCAGGUGAACACUGUCUCAGUGACCUGCCAUCCAGACUCGUUAGAGGUCAUCAUCAAAGCUGACCUGUUUGGAGUUGGAUUUCGUGUUUGUGGUGAUGAAUUACGCCUUGGAGUGGAGUACGAUGAUAACUGUCUCGCUAGAACGUCUUCAGAAGAAGAGUUUAGAAUCCAUGUUUCACUCGUGGACUGCGGCACUAGACGAUGGAUGACUGAAGACACACUGGCCUACACAAACCUGCUCAUCUACUCUCCUGUGGCCUCUCCAGACGGGGUGGUUAGCAUGGAUGAGGCUGUAAUUCCAAUCGAGUGUCGUUAUGAAAGGAAGUACAGCGUGUCCAGCUCUUCACUCUCCCCCACCUGGAGCCCCUUCACGUCGACCCAAACUGCUGUGGAAACUUUGCAGUUUGACUUUAGAAUUAUGACAAAUGACUGGCUCCAUGAAAGAAACUCUAAUGUGUUUUACAUCGGUGAGCCCAUCGCCAUCGAAGCUUCAGUCAGGGUUGGACAUCACAUGGCGCUCCGAGUGUUUGUCAGCAGCUGUGUGGCGACGCUUGACCCAGAAAUUAACUCUGAUCCCAGAUACGUCUUUAUUGAAAACGGGUGCUUGGUUGACUCUGAGCUUCCAGGUUCUAGGUCCCACUUCUUUUCCAGGGUAGAGGAUGACAAGCUCCACUUGACUAUUGAUGCCUUCAAGUUUUAUAAUGAGGACCAGGGACAGAUCUACAUCACAUGUCACCUGACUGCCGAUGCAAAGAAUGCUGCAGAGGCACCAAAUAAAGCAUGCUCUUUUAUAGAAGACAGAUGGAGGUCAGCUGAUGGCAAUGACUAUUUAUGUGGGGAUUGUCAAAGUCCCAAUAAGCCCAGCAGCCCUGGUAAGUUUGGUCCUCGUGGGUUUGCAACGCUAGAAGAAUCUGAGCUGUUCUGGACCAAAGGAAAGAAGAUGAAUGCAGUGUUGGGACAGGAUGCAAGAGUGGGUCCCCUGAUGAUCUUACCUGCCAAUACCUGCAGAGGAGCUUCAUGCGCUUCGCAAAGUCAUUAGUCCUUCAUGGUAUGGAAGCCAGCGGAGAAGUAGACUAAAAAAGAUGGCAAUUAAACACUAACCUUCUAGAAAAGGCUUCCACCUCAAGUCCAAGCGACAGCACUUGUUGAAAACUGCACAGCAGCCCUCAGCGACGUCUUCCUAACUGAAGUUUACUGUGGCAACAGAUGUCAAUUCCAACCGGAAAUGUCCUUUCAGAUCCAAAUGACCCUGAAAUAUAAUGUAUUAAACAUUUUUUAAUUGUAUUCUGUAUGGUUAUUUUACCUGAAACAAACGGGAUAAAACUACUAGCAUAUCUGCAACAAAAGGUUCGAUAUUUACAAGGGGCUGAAUAC